Molecule: messenger RNA, 576 nt
Organism: Papaver somniferum (opium poppy)
Lineage: Eukaryota; Viridiplantae; Streptophyta; Magnoliopsida; Ranunculales; Papaveraceae
Exons: 1
Coding region: 1-576 (191 amino acids)
Source: RefSeq, a predicted model, not a curated record
AUGGCACGCUUUUUCGGUCUCCCAGGAUCUCAGAACGAUAUCAAUGUUUUACACAAAUCGCCUUUGUUUGAGGAUUUAAAGUACGGAAUUAGUCCUCGGGUAAAUUUCGCUAUCAACGGGAAUCACUACACCCAUGGUUAUUAUCUUGCAGAUGGAAUUUAUCCAAAAUGGUCAACUUUAGUUCAAUGUUACCGUCAUCCAACUACUGGUGAAAUAGGUCGUUCAUACUCGUAUUUCAAUAGUAGACAAAUGGAACUGAGAAAGGAUGUGGAACGGGCUUUUGGAAUUCUGAAGCGGAAGUUCGCCAUCAUUUUUUGGCCUUAUCGUGGUUUAAGUGCUCGUGAAAUGCAUAAGACUAUGCUGAAUUGCAUUAUUAUGCAUAACAUGGUAAUUCAGCAAACCUGUCAUAAUAAGAAUCAGACUAACCAUGAAGAUGAAGAUUUAAGGCAUGAGAUUCAACCAGCAAGAGGAUUACCUGGAAGGAAUUAUGCGCAAAUGACUAGUCAUAUUGAGAACAAAACUUUGUAUAACAGGUUAAGGGAAGAUCUAAAAGCGAAUAUGUGGGAUGGGUUUUGA